CACGUGGAAACUGCGGUUGAAGCGGACGUGUUUUUCCGAUUCUGGUAGGGUUCUUCUGAGACCGUCUGAUCAUUAAAAUGAUCCAUGAGAGAUCGAUAAGCGAGAGGUGACAGCCGAACCGAGCCGAGCCGAGCCGAGCCGGGCUGGUUCGUCAUGUCCGGACAGAGGGGCGGGAAAUCCCUGAUCAUUACUGACGAUGAGGAAGAGGAGGUCCAGGAUGGGCUGAACCCGUUCUCCUUCAAAGCGUUUCUGCGCUGGAAGAACCAGGACCAGGACCAGGACCAGGACCAGAACCAGGACCAGGACCAGAACCAGGACCAGGACCAGAACCAGGACCAGGACCAGGACCAGAACCAGGACCAGGACCAGAACCAGGACCAGGACCAGACACACAGAACGAAGGAGGCUUUGGGGCGGAGCUUCCAGCCAUUGGUGGACAGUGGCUCCUCCCUCUGCGCUAACGAGAAGGAAGAGGAUGCAGAUGAAGACGAUGGAGGAGAGGAGACAAGGUUCUCCUCCAACCCUGAAGGAGGAGACGAGAUGCCCCUCAGCCAAUCGGACGCCAGCAGGGGGCGGAGCCUGAUCCAACAGAUGAGGGAGGAAAACUCGGCGCUGAAGCGGAGUGUCAGGGAGCUGCAGAGGAGAGCUGACCUCCACCAGUCCAGGGCGAGGCGGCUCUCGGAGGAGCUGCAGCAGAGGAGGCGCCAGGAGGAGCAGGAGGCGCAGGACCUGGAGAGCAUGGUGCAGUCAGUGGAGCAGAACCUGCAGCUGAUGAAGAGGCGAGCAGUGAAAGCUGAGAGCAGUGUUUCCAGACUGAAGGCAGAGCUUCAGCAGCUGCAGUUGGAGGCAGAAGCUCUGCGAUCAGAAAACAACCGUCUGAAGGCUGCUGAAUCUGAGGUCGUCAUGACGAUGAGACAAAACGCUCAGGUGGCGGCUGAGUACCUGAGCAAGUCAGCAAGCCACGCCCACUCCUCCGUCAGGCAGCUGAUGGAGGAAGCAGAGACUCUCCGUUUAGUCUCUCAGCUCCUGCAGUCCAUCGAUAAGAUUUCCAGUGUUCAGCCUGAACACCUGCAGGACACCUGAGGGUGCAGUUGCCAUGGAAACAGUGGAGUCAGCACCCUGAGGAUUUACUUUAAGAAGAGAGGGAAGAUGGAGGAGGUUCAGCUUCAGAUCUGUCCUCCUGGACUCCAAGUUUUUACUGUUAUUGUUUUGAUUUCUGUGAGAUGAUGAAGAUGAAGAUGAAGAUCUGGAGGUUUCAGCGCUGAGCUGUCCUCCUCCAGGUUCUGAGAAAAUGACCAGAUUUUAGAAAAUGAUAGCCACAUAAUGAUUUCUCGUUACAAAGGUUUGGUUUGAACUCUGACCCCUUGCUAAAGGUUUGACCUUGACUUUGAUGUAAACUUACGGGAUCGAUAACUGUUCCUUCUGAUCUAUUUUAAUAAAUAAAAACCUGAAUGAAUCUCAGUAAA
Messenger RNA from Gambusia affinis (western mosquitofish), 1466 nucleotides. RefSeq names its product endosome associated trafficking regulator 1 (gene entr1). Gene Ontology annotation, cellular component: midbody; centrosome; ciliary basal body. The transcript is spliced from 9 exons. Gene Ontology annotation, biological process: positive regulation of cilium assembly; regulation of cytokinesis; positive regulation of protein localization to cilium. The coding region runs from base 154 to 1083 and encodes 309 amino acids. The record is from RefSeq and is a predicted model, not a curated record. NCBI's taxonomy places the organism in Eukaryota, Metazoa, Chordata, Actinopteri, Cyprinodontiformes, Poeciliidae.